This is a messenger RNA of Strongylocentrotus purpuratus (purple sea urchin), 2181 nucleotides long. Its product is annotated as coagulation factor XIII B chain. The record is from RefSeq and is a predicted model, not a curated record. Lineage: Eukaryota; Metazoa; Echinodermata; Echinoidea; Camarodonta; Strongylocentrotidae. Bases 16 to 1209 code for a protein of 397 amino acids. The transcript is spliced from 7 exons.
GGCAGCACGACUAGUAUGACACAAGUGACGAGCUGUAUUUACCGAUCGUUACGCAACAAAUGCUGCUCGUUUGCUUCAGUGUCAGAGAGAUACCAAGCAUUUAUCGGAUGCCACAAACCAGGUUCAAUAAAAUGUGGUGCUCCCUAUAUUCCUCAUCAUGCCAUGGUGGAAGAUCUCCGUCUGAAUUACGAGUUUCGUGACAUUGUCAAUGUGAGGUGUAAUACCAGUGAUGAUGUCUUCACCCUUCAUUGUCAUAACAAAGGAUUGUGGAGUGGGCCGCUUGCGUCUUGUCCCGAACCAAAGAGUUCAAUAAAAUGUGGUGCUCCCUAUAUUCCUCAUCAUGCCAUGGUGGAAGAUCUCCGUCUGAAUUACGAGUUUCGUGACAUUGUCAAUGUGAGGUGUAAUACCAGUGAUGAUGUCUUCACCCUUCAUUGUCAUAACAAAGGAUUGUGGAGCGGACCGGUUGCGUCUUGUCCCGAACCAAAGAGUGCUCCAUCAGUUGACUCUUGCACUGCCCCAGCAGUGCCAAUUGAUUCAACCAUUCAGAAUCUUCGUCUCUCAUACAAAAACGGUGACAGGAUGAACGUGACAUGUAACGAGGGCCCUGAGUGGUUCCCCGUGACAUGUGAGGAUGGAACAUGGACAGGCCAGAACAUAGUGUGCCCUGUCCCUGCCAUAGAAUGCAAUCAACCAAUCAUCUCUGUCGACGCAUACAUUGGAAAUGUUAAGCCUCGCUACAAGAAUGGUGACCAAGUGAACAUCACAUGUAACGACGAUUCUGUUUCUUUAAUUUGGGAAUGUCAGCGAGAUGGCUUGUGGCGUGGGCCUCCCUUCGAAUGUUCCCGUACUCAUCCACCGCCUGAAGGGCAACAACCUUCAUCUCCGGGGCGCUUUACAAGACCUAAUACUGAGCAUGAUGGAAGGGAUUACUUUAUCACCGGUCUUCUUGUAACAGCUGUCAUCUUAUUCAUCCUUGUUCUGAUGUGUAUGGCUGUGUUUGUUAUCUUCAUGAGAAAUCGUGGGUACGAUUUGGUAACAUCAUCGAAAGACGCUCUUCAAGAUGAGAAUGGAUCUAGAGGACCCCUCCCUGACGUUCCUGAAGGAUAUGCUAACUACGUUGCUGGUGAACAGUCACUCUAUGUCGAACCAUAUCUCAAACAAAAUGGAGAUCACAUUCCAGCCUAUGAAGUCUACGAAAAACCAGUUUGAUUAAUUUAUCCUCGAUAAUGUAAACAGCUAACCACUAUCAGUGUUAGAUUCAGCGUGCUUUUCCUUUUCUGUACCAUUCAUGUUAAUAUUUGUUUUUUGUUUAGUUUACAAAAUGUUUAGACCAACCUGGGGCAUGCACUUUUGCCUAAUAAUCUAUGUAUUAAUUGUCAGUUUUUUUAAAUUUUAAUACUAUUUAAUCUUUAAAUGUAAGUUCUUACUAGCAGUUAUUCCCUUCUGCUCACUAAAUUAUACGUACAUUCAAUAUAUAGAAAAGCUAUACAAUUUCAAUCCUCCCCGAUGAUGCAUUAAUUAUUGUCUUUAAUCCAACACUGAUUUGUUUUCUGCACAUUUAAAUGAAAUUUAUGUUUAUUAGCCUUUUUUCUUACUUAAUUUCUCAAGUAAGAAUAUGAAAAGCCCAAUUUUCUCUCGUGUAUCAAAUAUUUGAUACUGAGAUAAAUUUAAGACGAGGUUAAACCUUUAACGCUUUACAUACAAUAGGUAGCAGAUGUGUACAGUAUGAUUAUAUAUGUAUUUGUUCAUAAUGUGAAUACUUUUCUGUCUUCAACUUACAUGUCCAGGUUAUUAUCAAAGUGUACGAUAUUUAGCUCAUUGAUUACUCUAAUAAACAUGGAAUCCAUUAAUACCAAAAGAGGUAUCUGCAAUGAAAAUAAACAAAACAAAACUUCAACUUAGGAAUACUACUUUCAUUAUUUUCAAUCCAUUUUUUUUUUCGAAUUCAUUUCGAUUUCAAUUUUCAUUUCAGUCAAUUCAUGUAGCUUUACAUAUUUGUAUAUUUUACUAAGUAAAAACUAAAUGUCCUUUUUUACAGCCCUUGUAAAUUUGAUGCGUUCUUGUUUUGUUCGUUAAUCAAGAAUAGUAGAUGCCCUGGUUGAAAUAACGCUUUGUUAAUAUGUUUAGAUAAAAAGCUUUAAUAUGUCAUAUUCUUAAGAAAAAUAAAUCCAUACAAAUAGA